Molecule: messenger RNA, 192 nt
Organism: Suillus paluster
Lineage: Eukaryota; Fungi; Basidiomycota; Agaricomycetes; Boletales; Suillaceae
Exons: 2
Source: RefSeq, a predicted model, not a curated record
AACCACGACUACCAACGGACUUUGGAUGAAGAAGCCACACGCCGCCAAGCACCCGUGGAUCCGCCCGCACUGCACGAGGACACAAAUCCGGAUGAUAUAUAUUUUGCUGGUGUAGCAGCCACGGGCCCAUCCAAAGACAAUCUCCCCAAGACAUUACCAGAAGCUUUUAUCCGCCCGGACGGAGGAUUAUGA